Molecule: messenger RNA, 4624 nt
Organism: Sphaeramia orbicularis (orbiculate cardinalfish)
Lineage: Eukaryota; Metazoa; Chordata; Actinopteri; Kurtiformes; Apogonidae
Gene: rbm6
Product: RNA binding motif protein 6
Exons: 23
Coding region: 133-4179 (1348 amino acids)
Biological process (GO): mRNA splicing, via spliceosome
Cellular component (GO): nucleus
Molecular function (GO): RNA binding
Source: RefSeq, a predicted model, not a curated record
UACCUAGUCUGCGGAGAGAGGAGGAAGAAGAAGAACGGCUUCUCUCCAUUUUUUUCAUUUGCGCUAGUUCUUACCAUCGUUGGUACUAUCGAUACGGAGCUCUGAGAACAAGUAAGGUAGAUACAGUCUAAGAUGUGGGAUGGACCAGGGCCUGGGCAAGGACCACGAGGAGGACCACCUUUUCGUGGUGACCAUCGUGGAGAAAUGUUUGGGGGCAGAGAUCGUCCCAUGCCUGAGUUUAGAGGUAGAGAUGGAAUGUAUAUGGGUCCCAUGGGUCAUAUGGGCCCCAGACCUCUAGAUCUACCCCCUGUGGACAUGAGAAGGAUGGAUGGUCCAACCAUGAGGGGACGAGAAAUGGACCCACGUGAUAUGGGAGGUAGAGAGCCCCACAGGGAUUUCUUCAGACACGAAGAAGAGGCAGACUUUAGUCUCAGAAGACAAUUUGAAAGUUCAAUUAGAGAGAAAUUGAAUAAUACAUCUGGUUUUGCUGGACCAGGCAGAAACUCUGGAGACAUGGGAGGGAGAGGGAUGCCACCACGUGAACCUGGCGGCAGAUUUAUGGAUAUGAGAGACAGAGACGCGUUUCAUUAUGACAUGCCUCGGUUCAACAAUCCAAAUAAUGAUGGAAGAAGAGGGUUUCCAAUGGACCGAAUGGAGCGAAAUGAUGGUUUUAGAGACAUGCGCGACAGACCUCCAAUGGGCAUGGGUGACACUGAUCGUUAUGAUACGGACAUGCCCACACGGGAAAGGAGGAUGAUAGACCCAGACAGAAGAGGAGGACCACCUUUCAAUCCAAGAGGUGGAUUUGAUUCUGAUAUGGACUUUAGAAAUCGUCCUGGACCAUCAGCUGAAUUCAGAGGAAGGGAUCGCUCCCCAUUAAGAUUUGGAAACUCUGUACCCCCUGUAGACAGGGCAAGAACGGAAAUGCCUCCAGAUGUUAGUGGCCCACAAAGAUCAGAGUUUAUGGGCAUUGAAGACACACACAGAGACAGAGAGUAUCCAGAUUCAGGAGACAGUCCACUUAUGGAUUAUCGGAGUGGUGAAGAGAUGACACUUGCUGAGGAAUGGAAAAACCGUCGCAAGGAGAAGACCCCUUUUGCACACAUGGCUAAAGGUUUGGGGGCCAUAAAUGAACCCAGCUUCAAUGUAGGAUUUGGCAGAGAAGGGAACGUUAGAGAUCCACCACCAUUUCCAGAAAGGGAUCGGACAGCUGUUGAAUUCCCAGGGAAGGAUGUCAACUUUCCUUGCAGUGACCGCUUUGGUGCUAUGGAUUUACCAUCAAUUGGCAGCAAAGCUCCACAAGACCAUCCACAGCCCCUUAAGGGCCCUCUGGGCAGUGAGAGUGAAAGUAAACAUUGGCUUGAAGAAAGAGACCCAAAGCACAGUCAAACAAAACCAAAUCAAGAUGAAAGACCUACUUACCUUCAAGACAAGAAUGAACCCACACAUAAGAUGCAAGAACCACGUGAUUGUUUUGAAGGACUGAAAGAUGUCCCACACAAUCAAGGACCUGCUAGGACUAAGAUGGGGACGGAUCGUGAUUUCCAAAGCAGUAGCACUGUACAGCCAAGAGACCAAGACUACAGGGAUAUUGAUUACAGAACAGGAUCUGCGAGAGUGUUUGAUUAUAAACAUGAGGACCUUCAGACACCUGAGAAACUCCUUAAAGAGUCUAAACCAGUCACACCUUCAAAAUUUAGUGAGUCUGGUUCUCAGGAUCAAGAUUACAGAAGUGCAGCAGUGGAGGAUAAAGUAUCCAGUACAAUAUCCAUAAUCGGUAUUCCAAAGACUGCCACAAUGGAACAGAUCCUGGGGGCCUUUGCAGUCCGUGAGGGUGUACCAAUGCAGGGCAUGAAAAUCAAAAAUGUUGUGCCAGGUUACAGCUACGAUACUGCCAAUGUGGAGUUUUUAAACCUCGAGGAUGCAGUCCACUUCAUGGAGUCCAACAAGGGAUCCCUAAAGGUUGGCACUAGAACAGCAUCCAUGAAGUAUAUCCAGCCAGAAGACUGUGAGAGAAGUGUUCAUGCAUCAGAUCACAAAGUACCUCACCUCCAGGAGCCCCAGUUGCCCAGACCAGAACAACCCGUAGAAGAGCUGAAGAGCAAUGUGAAUGGAUCCAAACCACCGGGCUCCAUGGAGCCGUUGCCUCAAAACCAGUGGCAGCGUAAUUCUGACCUGACCCCAGAGGCCUGGCAGCAGCAGGUGGAUCAGCAGCUCCAACAACAAGAGUCAGAACAGCGGGCAGAGUCUUGGACCAACCGCAACCCCCCUCAUCACAACUCCCACCAGUCUGACUCUGUUUUUAGGGACAGCAAAACCAUGAUCAUAAAGAAUGUGAAGCCCACCACGACAGUAGAGACCAUCCUAAAAGCUUUGGAUCCUUUUGCAUAUCUGGAUGAGAGAAAUGUUCGCUUAGUCAAGGCCAAGACACCCGGAGCCAAGUGCUUCUGUUUUGUUGACAUGGACUCCCAUGAGCAAGUAAGACGUCUGGUCGAACUCCUCACUAAACCCAGACCACUUUAUAUAGACGGAGUCAGAGUUUAUGCAGAGGUUGCAAAACCCUUAAAGAAUCAGAAUUUCAGAAGAGAUUUUGAUAAAGCAAACAGUUCUAUCCUCAGUUAUCCACCUGACACUAACAUGACUGGGCAGCAGCACCAUCAACAACAACCACAACAACAGCCGCCACCCCCACAGCAGUUCCACCACCAGCACUUCCCACACCCUCCAGCAUUCAUGCCAUCUCUGCAGAUGCCUGCUUGUGCUCCUGGUGGAAUGCAGGGUGACAUGAUGGCUGGUAGCACAAAUCCUGCUCUGCCACUAGACCACAGUAUGAGCCAGGGAGGUAACUACAGUGAGACUCCAGCUGUGGAUCCAUCAUACCAGGCUGCAGGACAUGUGCCACCAGAAUCAGGUGGGAUGACAGCUGCUACAGAUGAAUCCCAUGGAUCACAGACCUAUGUCUAUGGCACCGAGACUCCAGACACGACCAACUACUUGUAUGAUGCCACAUCAGGCUUCUACUAUGAUCCUGAGACGACAUUUUACUAUGACCCUAACUCUAGGUAUUUCUAUAACGCACAAACCCAGGAAUACAUGUAUUGGGAUGCUACGUUAAAGACCUACAUCCCAGUCCCUGGAGGAAGCUCUGCAGAGACCCAGCCUGUGCCCAUGACCGCUGAGGACCAGGCCAUUCUGUCCAACCCUGCAGCAGAUGCUCCUCUAGAAAUGAAGAAACCAUCAGCACUUCCCCUCACCACAGCAGCACCAGCACCAGCCCAGGGCUCCACAACUACUGUGACUCCAGAACCUGUCCCUACGUCUGUCACAACUCCUGAGAAGAAAGAAGAUGAAGAAUCCAUUAAAAAGGAUAAAGAAAAGGACAGCAAAGACGAGAAACCCAAAAGUCUUGCUGCUGUCAAGAUCAUGAAAGAUAUGGAGCGCUGGGCAAAAAUCCAGAAUCGUCAGAAAGAAAGUGUGCGUUCCCCUUCACCUGUGCUGAAAACUGGAAUGGAUGAUGACAGAAGGCAGUCUAAGUCUGCAGACGCUGGGUUUGCUAUCUUUGAGAGGAAGAUUUCAGGUGGAGAUGAUCUUUUCAAGAAGCCUCUUGCUCCUCCGAAGAAAGAUGAAAAAUCAAAACGUCCAAUGGGCUCACUGGGUUUGUUGGCUUCAGACUAUGCAGCAGGAAGUGAUGAGGAGAUAGAAGAGGACAAGGAGGAGGCUAAAGCAGCUAAAAAUGCUCAGGGCAGUCAACCUGAAGACAAGGAAGACAAGCUGACAGAUUGGAAGAAGAUGGCGUGUCUGCUCUGUAGGAGACAGUUCCCCAACAAGGAUGCUCUGAUCCGCCAUCAGCAGCUGUCUGACCUGCACAAACAAAAUAUGGAGAUCCACCUUAAGAUCAAGAGGUCCAAGAAAGAACUAGAGGCAUUGGAGAACCAGGAAAAAGAGUUAAGCGCGAGAGAAUCUACCAGGUCACCAGAACAGAAGAGACGAAAACACCAACAGCAGCAUCAUAAUGCCUGGGCGGGAAGCUCCAGGGAAAUGAAUAAAGUCAGUGAGAGACCUGGGUUAGGAGCUGAGCCCGCUCCAAAGAAAAAGAAGGCCCCUGUUGUUUGGGACCAUACCACCUACAAACAAGCAGUACGGAAAGCCAUGUUCGCACGGUUCAAGGAACUUGAGUGAUCUCAUCUGAACACAUCAUCAUCUCAUUUUGAUAUAUGAAGUGUUAAUAUGAAACGCUUGUGAGCCGUGCCAUGAGAAAUCCCUUGGACUCUCUUCACUGUUUUUCUGCCUCGGACAUUAUUACACUAUACAGCUGCAUUUCGGCACUGAAAUUAUAUAUGACGUCUCCUUCAUGGUGACCGGGGAACUCAACAAAAGUCAAGACAUUGACAUCUCCAGCAUGGAUGUAGACGAUGUUAAUUCACACCCUAUAUUUGAAUAUAUUUGUUUUAGUCGUGGCCUGUCUGUUGAAUUGUGAAAUACGUCCAGGAUGUCCUUUUUUAAUGAUACUGUCACUGGCCGCGGUUAAAUUUUGUUUUUAGAACCGAACAGUUUUUUUUUUUUUGUUUUUUUGUUUUCAUGGGUUGGAUGUGACGCACAAUUUUAAGUAAAGAAAAUCAACUCA